Molecule: messenger RNA, 2871 nt
Organism: Striga hermonthica
Lineage: Eukaryota; Viridiplantae; Streptophyta; Magnoliopsida; Lamiales; Orobanchaceae
Source: the annotation of a GenBank genome assembly
AUGGUCAACACCGCGAGCAGUGGAGACGAGACGGGUGUUUCGCGGCGGCUUGGGUGUGCGAAGAACAGCGCGUCACUGGAGAGUUCGACGAAUUCCACGGUUGCAAGCAGCGUCGAUCUGAUGAGGCCGGAGAGCACGAUGGACGGCAUGCUGACGAGGGGCGUGGCCAGCGACGUGGAGGUGAUGGAAAAAAAGAUGAGCAGUGGAGUUAAAGGAGUUGCGAGUAGGGUUUCCAUUCCAAACGGUGUUAAGAAGAUGAUCAAUAAUAUAAAGGAAAUUACUGGGCAGAAUCACAGUGAAGAUGAGAUUUAUGCUAUGCUCAAGGAGUGCAACAUGGAUCCCAACGAAACAACCCAGAAGCUUCUACUUCUCGAUACAUUCCAUGAAGUCAAAAGAAAACGUGAUAGGAGAAAAGAGGUCUUGACUGGUUCGAAUGCUGCCUAUACUUCUCAGAAUAUGUCUAAGGAGCCUUCAGAGUCAAAGUGGAAGCCGGGUCCGCAGGCUCGUUCAAAUAGGGGCCGUGGGAACCAUCCAUCACGAUAUGUGCCUCAAGAUGCUGGUGUUGGAAGAAAUGUGGCUGUUGUAAAGGAAAAUGCUGCCAGUGACCUUACUGAUAAGGGUAUCGGCAAGGUCCCCUUGGCUACUUCACAAGACUUGAGAAAGAAUGAAACUUCUUCCUUCGCAAGCCCUGCUACUGUUGCAUCCAAUGGUCCAUCUGGUAAUACCUCCCAGAGUACCAAUGUUAUACACGAGAAUCAUGGUGAGGGUACAAUCACUAUUGGUUCCGUUAAGAACACCAAUGAUCUGGGGGCAAAGAAUAUAAAACAGCACCAAAUUCUGGAUAGCAACAGCUCAUUAUCUGUUCCUUCACCACCUGCUGCAGGAUCUUAUUUGUCUUCUUUAGAUAUUGUACCAUUGUCUUCUUCUCAAGACUUAAAACUCCCCAGUGCAGUGACCACUAUCCAACCUGAAUUGGGAACUCAGGAUUCCCCCACUGAACAGCUUGAUGAUAAUCUUACCGAGAGCAAAGCAGCUUCUGCUGAAAUAUCUGCUUUUGAGGUUGGGACUGCCACUUUGGAGCAAAAGGUGCCAAAUGAAUUCCAGGGAGUUGAGAAGAAUCAGCAUUCGGGGUCCAUGCAGACUGCAUCCUCUGCUGUCAGUAGGCCUUCAUCUAAUUACAACAAUAGGUCUCAAGUGACUGGCCCGCAAAAAGUGGGUCCUGGCAAGGAGUGGAAACCUAAAUCCACAAUUCCCCAUAUCAGUCAAGGUGGCACUACUAGUAGUUCAUCGGAGGCUCUUGUGGUAUCUGGUGAAAGUCAUUCUGAACCACAGACAACUCCCAUUCUCACUUCAAAAGCAGCCACUUUGGAGCUGCAGAGGAAGUUGGAAGGAACACAUAUUUCAGAUAGUCAGCAUGUGAUUAUUCCCGAUCACCUGCAUGUCCCUGAAGUUGAAAAACUUGGAUUUUGUUUCGGGAGUUUCGAUGCUAGUUUUGGAUUGGACAUAAACCAGACUGGUGUUUCUGGUAGUGAGAAGCAUCCACUAAUGUCAGAAUCCUCUGAUCCCGUUGAUGGACCGGAGAAGGAGCUCCAGUUGAGUUACAGCAACCAAGAUGCAUCAGUAGCUACAGAGGAUACUGAUGUAAAGGAUACUGAUGUAAAGUAUCCUGACCAGCCCCAAUCACCUUCACAAGGACCAGAAAACUUCCCUACGAAUGAGGUUGAAGUAUCGUCGUCCAUUAACCCUGAUUAUAGUGAAUCAAAGCCGGAGGGUGCUCCAGGAAUUUAUCAACACCCUAUGGUCCAUACUUCAAACUAUAGUUUUGGUUUUAUGCCACCAACAUUGGGCGGCCAGCUUGCACCUUCAGAAAUUUCAGAAUCUCAAGCACGGGAUGCUUCUCGAAUGCCAGGCUUUGUGGUGCCUCAAUCUUUUGAUCCAGCAAGUUAUUUUGCCCAAUUUUAUCGCCCUGGCUUGGAUAGUGAUGGCCGCAUUUCCCCUUUCCAACCAGCUGGGCCUGCAAACAAGUACACGGGAAAUGCUGCUUUGGUAUCUGCACAGACUUCUCAGACUCCUCAAGAGGGUAGUGUCCCUCUUGUUCUGUCUACAGCGUCUCAAACACCUCUUGUUACCCAAGCUGCUGGGAUAAUGCAGAGCACUAUGACUGCAACCCAGCAACCCCUUCCAGUUUUUCGCCAUCCGACUGGACUUCAUCUGCCCCACUAUCCUCCUAACUACAUGCCAUAUGGGCCCUAUUUCUCCCCAUUCUAUGUUCCGCCACCUGCCAUUCAUCAAUUUAUGAGUAACGGUGCAUUUCCUCAGCAGCCUCAGGCUGGCGGCGCUGGUUUGUAUCAGUCAGCACCCGGGACAAAUGCCAAAUCUUCGGUUUCUCAAUAUAAGCAAGGAUCAAACAUGAGUAACUCAAUUCAAAUUGGAGUGCCUGGCAAUUUUGGGACGUAUGGUCUUUCCAUGCCGAACUACACGUCGGGGUCAACCACAGCAGCUGCUACUUCAACGUCCAAUGAGGAUAUUGCGGCUCCUCAAGCAAAGGAGAACAAUGCCUAUGUCAGUGGCCAACAGAAUGACGGUUCUGGUGUGUGGUACACUGCGCCUGGUCGUGAUAUUUCAGCCUUACAGGCUAGUUCUUUCUACAACCUUCCUCAGGGACAGCUGGCUUUUGCCCCAUCACAGCCAGGCCACGGGCCCUUCUCAGGGGUUUUUCAUCCAGCACAGGCAGUGACAACAGCUAAUAUUCACCCGCUUUUGCAACAACCUCAAGCAAUUACGAAUAGCCCUGUUGAUAUGGUGGGACCAACACCCAGUGUUUACCAGCAGCCGCAGCAUACACAACUAAACUGGCCGAGUAACUACUGA